Messenger RNA from Pungitius pungitius (ninespine stickleback), 1896 nucleotides. RefSeq names its product TMEM9 domain family, member B (gene tmem9b). Lineage: Eukaryota; Metazoa; Chordata; Actinopteri; Perciformes; Gasterosteidae. The record is from RefSeq and is a predicted model, not a curated record. The coding region runs from base 163 to 726 and encodes 187 amino acids. Gene Ontology annotation, biological process: positive regulation of canonical NF-kappaB signal transduction. Gene Ontology annotation, cellular component: lysosomal membrane. The transcript has 5 exons.
CAAACGCCGUUUCCGGAAGCCACUGGUCAGCUGCUUGGGCGCUGGUGUUUAUAUGUAGCUUGAUGGCUAAAGUCGAUAGUUAGUGGGUUAUACUGCCGGAUGUUGUUUUUGAAAAUAGUUGCACAGUAGUUUUUUGUAAAUCUAUAGACUGUCAAGUUAAAAAUGAAGUCUGUGUUUCUUCUCGAGGCCUUCUCCGUCGCUUGUUUUGUGCUUUUAAACCAAGUGACAGCUAAGAAUUCUGAAGACAUCCGUUGUAAAUGCAUCUGUCCGCCAUACAGAGACAUCGAGGGUCAAAUCUACAAACAAAAUGUCUCUCUCAAAGACUGUAACUGUCUCCAUGUGGUUGAACCGAUGCCGGUCGAUGGAAAAGAUGUGGAGGCCUACUGUUUACGCUGCGAGUGUAAAUAUGAAGAGAGGAGCUCGGGGACCAUUAAGGUUACCAUCAUAAUGUACCUCUCCAUUUUGGGCCUGCUACUGCUGUACAUGGUCUACCUGACUCUCCUGGAGCCCAUAUUGAAGAGGCGUCUAUUUGGACAUUCACAGCUAAUCCAAAGUGAUGAUGAUGUUGGGGACCAGCAGCCUUUUGCCAAUGCUCACAACGUUCUGUCGCGUUCGCACUCUCGACCAAACAUGCUGAACAAAGUGGAGCAUGCUCAGCAGCGCUGGAGGAGGCAGGUCCAGGAGCAGAGGAAGUCUGUGUUCGACCGCCAUGUCGUUCUCAGUUAAACUGCCUCUUGGAGCGAGAACUACCGGUGGAGCGAAAAAACAAAUCACUGUGACAGACGCCUCAAUUUAUAUCCCUUCCUAACUCUCCAUUUUUGGUUUGUAUCUCAUGCAGCGGGGCACUUCCCAGGUGAACAGGGGGGAGGGGGGGGGGGGGGGGGAGAUGUCGAUCUGUAGAGCAGAGGUCCCUGUUAAAUGUACAUUUUUUGAGCUGGGAACUCUUUGGUCUGCAGGCAGCACAAGAGAUCAGUGACUCCCUUUCUGCACAAUCUUAAAUGAACAGUCUUAAAGAGCAUCUUUCCAAAAGCAGAAUUUACUCUCUGCCUACUGUCUGGUUUGAAUAAGUAAGAAGUGCCAAGUUAUCAGAUGAUUUGCUGUGGAUAAUUUGAUGGGAGUGACCAAUAAAUGUUGGAUAAAAAAGUGGAUGUUUUGUAACAUUCUCCAACUCUUUCUGGCCAUCGUGUCAUUUGCGGUCCCCUCAGUCUAAAGCUAGCAAGUCUUUCAUAUUUUAAAGCAUUUUCUGGCUUUCAGGCUAAAACAUCCAGAUGUUGGUUAACUGGAUAACGAGAGCAACCCCCCCGGCUGGAGUCAUAACCUGUUAACUUGUAGCUGGUUGGUACUUUCCACACUUAAUAAUAUAACUCGAAUCUACUGCUUGCACCACAUGAGGAAGGAAAAACUGUACAAUAUAAAUCUUUCAGCCUUCUUUGAAAAUGCAUGUUUUAUAAUGAAACUUUUAUAAAUGCGUUUUGAAUCCUUUAUCUCAACCGUAAUGUCUGAUAACUGGUGUGAAAUCCAUCAUUUAACGCAUAACACUAUAUUUGGCUUCUCAAAGUAGUUGCAGGAAUCGAUGCAAUCUCUUGGUGAUGUCAUUGUAAUCGUAGCUGUUCUUCUGAUCCUCCAUCUGUUGAAGACCUUCUUGAAUUCUGUGAUUUCUUCAACACCCUAAACGGAUCUAAUGAGUAGUCUUAUAUUUUGGCACUUCUGUGUGCUUGGUAUCAGUUGCAUUACCAUGGUCUUGUCUAUCAGGCAGCAUUAGUAUGACUGGUGUUAUUCUAAGCGAAAGGGAGGUUAUUGUGUGGCUACUGGGGCUGUGUGGAGACCGCUGGAAGUGUUCUUGACAAUUGUAUAUGUUCUAUCUUUAACUUUCAAAUAAAUUGAUGUAAUAUUUGU